GCCAAGUGCGCUGCACCACUCGCACCGGCUGGGGGCGAGCAGAUCUCGAGCAGCCGCCGCCGCAGCCGUUGCGACCGCCGCAGCGGAGUUCAGAGGGCCCGGAGGUGGGAGACGUCCCACACGGUGACUGAGAUGUCGUCCGCCGCAGCCUUAUACCUUCUCUCUACCCUGGGAGGGUACUUGGUGACCUCAUUCUUAUUGCUUAAAUACCCGACCUUGCUGCACCAGAGAAAGAAGCAGCGAUUCCUCAGUAAACACAUCUCUCACCGCGGAGGUGCUGGAGAAAAUUUGGAAAAUACAAUGGCAGCCUUUCAGCAUGCAGUUACAGUUGGAACUGAUAUGCUAGAAUUGGACUGCCAUAUCACAAAAGAUGAACAAGUUGUAGUGUCACAUGAUGGGAAUCUAAAGAGAUCAACUGGAGUCAAUGUAAAUAUCUCUGAUCUCAAGUACUGUGAGCUCCCACCCUACCUUGGCAAACUGGAUGUAACAUUUCAAAAAGCAUGCCAAUGUGAAGGAAAAGAUAACCGAAUUCCAUUACUGAAGGAAGUUUUUGAGGCCUUUCCUAACACUCCCAUUAACAUCGAUAUCAAAGUCAACAACAAUGUGCUGAUUAAGAAGGUUUCAGAGUUGGUGAAGCAGUAUAAACGAGAACACAUAACAGUGUGGGGUAAUGCCAGUUAUGAAAUUGUAGAAAAGUGCUACAAAGAGAACUCAGAUAUUCCUAUACUCUUCAGUCUACAACGCGUUUUGCUCAUUCUUGGCCUUUUCUUCACCGGCCUUUUGCCUUUUGUGCCCAUUCGAGAGCAGUUUUUUGAAGUUCCAAUGCCUUCUAUCAUAUUGAAGCUAAAAGAACCACACACCAUGUCCAGAAGUCAAAAGUUUAUCAUCUGGCUUUCUGAUUUUUUACUAAUGAGGAAAGCUUUGUUUGACCACCUCACUGCCAGAGGCAUUCAAGUGUAUGUUUGGGUAUUAAAUGAAGAACAAGAAUACAAAAGAGCUUUUGAUUUGGGAGCAACCGGGGUGAUGACAGACUAUCCCACAAAGCUUAAGGAUUUUUUACAUAAUUUUUCAACAUAGAAAAAGAAUUACUCAGAAGCACUCAAAGAAAAUGUGAGAAGACCUAAGGAAAAAAAAACAUCUCACCAUCAUUUCCCUGAGCCAUUCCAGAAUGGUAAAAGUUUUAAUCAAUUAAGUUUUUAUUACCUCAUUUUUAAGCCUGUAUGAGAAUGUAGAAACUAUAUAUUGUAUAUUUAUUUUAAACAAUAUUACAUAUUUUACACUUAUAAAUUGUUUAGAAAGAUGACUGGUUGUGACAUAUAAGUAGAUUAUUGAUCAAGAUUUCUGUAUAUGAUCGAUCCAGUAUUCUUCUGUUGUAAGUAAUUUUUUAAUCAAAGACUGUUGGUUAAAUUUGAUAUUAGCCUUCACUGGAAUAAGAUCAACUAAUUAGUAAAAGAAAAUUAGUUAGGACCAACAGAUGGCAUGGAGGUUAAGGCACUGAAUUUCCACAUGGCCAACUAUGGUUCAAGUCCCAGAACUGGCAGCUUU
Molecule: messenger RNA, 1545 nt
Organism: Tupaia belangeri chinensis (Chinese tree shrew)
Lineage: Eukaryota; Metazoa; Chordata; Mammalia; Scandentia; Tupaiidae
Gene: GDPD1
Product: glycerophosphodiester phosphodiesterase domain containing 1
Exons: 10
Coding region: 133-1077 (314 amino acids)
Biological process (GO): glycerophospholipid catabolic process; N-acylethanolamine metabolic process
Cellular component (GO): endoplasmic reticulum membrane
Molecular function (GO): phosphatidylcholine lysophospholipase A1 activity; phosphoric diester hydrolase activity
Source: RefSeq, a predicted model, not a curated record